This is a messenger RNA of Grus americana (Whooping crane), 925 nucleotides long. RefSeq names its product family with sequence similarity 32 member A (gene FAM32A). The coding region runs from base 70 to 408 and encodes 112 amino acids. The transcript is spliced from 4 exons. The record is from RefSeq and is a predicted model, not a curated record. Lineage: Eukaryota; Metazoa; Chordata; Aves; Gruiformes; Gruidae. Gene Ontology annotation, cellular component: nucleolus.
CGCGCGCGCUCUGCGCCACGCUGCCGCCAGGGGGCGCCGCAGUGCGACGGCCGCCGCGGCGGAAGCGCCAUGGCGGACUACGAGGCGGUGCAGCGCGGGCCGCUGCGGCUGAAGGGCAGCAGCGCGGCCCUGGGGGCCGGCAAGCGGAAGAAGAAAAAGGCGAAGGACAAGGCCCAGAUCCUGGAGCAGAUCGUGAGCAGCAAGAAGCAGGAGGAGGAGAAGAAGCGCGGCCUGGACAAGCGGACCCCGGCACAGGUGGCCUACGAGAAGAUGCAGGAGAAGCGGCAAAUGGAGAGGAUCCUGAAGAAAGCAUCGAAAACCCAUAAGCAGAGAGUGGAGGACUUCAACAGGCACUUGGAUACUCUGACUGAGCAUUACGACAUUCCUAAAGUCAGCUGGACUAAGUGAAUGGACUGCUUUUCAAGGCUUUGGAUCAGGAGUUGUGUUUUGUUUGUAUUGAAUGGGGUUGCCAUGUAAAUCUGUGUAUUCUCCAUACUGAAUGUUUAAUAUAUCUUCUGAACGUUUAUGACUUUGUACUUAUUUCAUUGUUUUGGUUUUUUAAAACCAAGUAUUCAACAAGCUCCUCUUGGCUGAUAAGCUCUGAUUUAUAUAGGUGCAGAGGGCUUUUUUUUUUUUUUUUAGUGCUUAAAGCAGGAUUAAGGCCAAUAUCAAUCGCUGUGAGCCAGCUGGAAAAUGUUCCUUUAUUUGUUUGAUACUAACAGUUCUCGGUUUUGGAAUUGAAAAGUCCGACAGUGUCACGCUUUGUAAGCUUCUGUUUUAAGUUAUAGGAUUUGUAUAAUUUCUAUCUAGGGUUGUUUAAGAGGUUGGGUAACUUGCAACUUUGAUGUAACUUAUUAAAAUACUGCUUUUAUCCUUCUUUUGGUGCUGACUUGCCUAUAAAAUCAGGGGCAGUGCACUGCUGAAA